This is a messenger RNA of Ylistrum balloti, 2745 nucleotides long. Its product is annotated as glycine cleavage system H protein, mitochondrial-like. The transcript has 5 exons. Gene Ontology annotation, cellular component: cytoplasm; mitochondrion; glycine cleavage complex. Bases 6 to 503 code for a protein of 165 amino acids. The record is from RefSeq and is a predicted model, not a curated record. NCBI's taxonomy places the organism in Eukaryota, Metazoa, Mollusca, Bivalvia, Pectinida, Pectinidae. Gene Ontology annotation, biological process: protein lipoylation; glycine decarboxylation via glycine cleavage system.
CAAAGAUGGCUGCUCGAGUGUUGAGGCGUGCGAUACACCAGCAGGUUUAUCUGCAAAAAUUGUUAUCUAGCAAUAUACGCAUAUGUCGUUCAAAUGUAAGACUGAUCAGCACGGCUAACAGACUAUUAUCAGACAAACUUUUCUCUGACAAGCAUGAAUGGGUAACAGUAAAUAACAAUGUUGGAACGGUUGGAAUAUCGGACUAUGCCCAGGAUAAAUUAGGAGAAGUAGUUUUUGCACAGCUUCCCGAAGAGGGUACAGAAUUGGAGAAAGAUGAUGAGAUAGGUGUAUUGGAGAGUGUGAAGGCGGCUAGCGAGAUCUACACACCUGUAUCUGGUGUUGUGGUCUCUAGUAAUCAAGCAGUAGAGGACGAUCCAACCCUUGUUAACAAGUCAUGCUACAAUGAAGGUUGGCUGUUCAAACUGGAGUUAACAAACAGUUCAGAGCUAGAGGGAUUGAUGUCUGAAGAGGAUUAUAACACCUUCUUAAAGACACUAGAAUGAGUGUGACAAAUGAUUGUUGAUCUGCCUCCCACUGUAUAGCUAUUUCCCCGGGUGUUAGAUUUUACUGUUGUCAUUUUAUGCAGGAUUUUUGUUGUGUAUGAACUGUGAAGGAAUGAGUGCUUUCAGAAUAAUUAUUCUAAGUAAAUUUUAACUUUAAAGAAUAAGAAACAUCCACAUGAAACAGAAUCUGUUAUGUAAUCAACACAUGUAUUUAUAAAUAUAUCAGAAUUAUCCCUAUCAAAUUUAUUUGAUUUUGUUCUACAGAUCUGAAAUCAUUUAUAAUUCAAAUAAUAUGGUCAGGCUAAUUUCUGGAAACUUGCAGUUGUGUAAUUGAAUAAUAUUUCUCUGGUUUGAUAUGUAAACAUGAAAAUUAAGCAGUGCAAAUAGUUUUCUGGGGCUAUCUGCUUAUUUUCAUAAGAAAAAUAUGUUCUUUCUUACUUCUUGGAAUAUAUUGGGAGGGUUGUGAUUGAAACAAAUAACUGAAAUUUUUAAAUCAAAUUAAGACAUGUUUGAAUAAAUGCAGUCAUUUGACCUGAAAUCACAAUCUGCCAAGAAUUUGUUCAGAUUUAACAUAUUUGUAUGUAAUUAUAUAUACAUAGUAAUUUUCUAAAUAGUGACUGUAAGAAAGUAAAAAAAAAAUUGCAUUUUGUCUUACUUCUAGCAUUUGAAAAGAUAUCAGGUGAGAAUUUUACUUAAAAUAUUAACUAGAAAAGACAAUGGUUCAUAUAAAAACUUUAUGAUCAGAUUUGAAAACAUCUACAUGUAUAUCCACAAAUACUCAGGAAAUGUAGAUAUUACACUCUUUGAUGCAGUUGUUUGAAUCUCAGGAAGUACACUAAAGAUAAGAAUAUUUCUUUGCUUAAAUGUUGAAUCUCAGAAGUCUUCUUCAGUAAAAAACAAUAACUAAAACCUUAUCUAUUUGUAGAAAUCACAAUAUCAGGUCAUGUGAACUGGAUUGAAAUAAUUCACAUAAAAAAUGCUGUACAUAUUUGAAAUUAACAUCAAUCACCUGCCUUUAGCCUAUUAGAGCUUAACUUAAGCAUUAGAACAUUUUUUGUGACUAGGGUCUAAUCAUUUUAUUAACAUGUUAAACCUUAAAUGCUGGCCACUUAUCUUGGUUCCUAAUGCUUAUCUCUGGAACAUUGAGUUUGAAAUGAAUGGUCAAUUCCUACCUUUGUGACAUACAUAAUUCCCUUCAUUUGUCAGUGGUGUUCAUACAUGUUUAUAUGUAGGUUAGUACACAAUAGAAAGAGACACAAAGAAUUCAGAGUUUAUUGGUACAUGUUUGACAAGCAAAUCUAAAAACUGUAAAUUUUAUUUCUGUAUGUUAGUUGCCACCCGUACAAUGAUAAAGAUAGAUGUAUGAUAACAUUCUGAAGAACCUAUGGAAACCUUAAACUUACCAAGGCCAUGGAGGUUUGAUCUCCAGAUCAGACAUGAAAAGUUGAUUCAGAACUUUAAUAAAAUUAAUAGUGUUUAAUCUUGCCUCUUUAAAGAAAAGAGUCCAUGAUGUAAAAGUUGUUUAUCUUUUGGGAUUCUUUAUCACUAUUGUUGACAUAGAAGCUGUGUUGGAGGAAAACUGGUUCUAGAGAAUUUGUAACAAGUGAACCAAAUUCUGAUAACUUACUGCUUGUGGAGGCCACGGUCAUCCAUCUGCAUUCCUUAUCAUCUCACUUUUCAGUCUCCGUAUUUAUCAUAGUAGAAUUCCGAUGUAAUAUUACAUCAAGAUAUGGACUUGUUUUUUCUGUAUGAAACUGAGGUAACAGAUGUACUUGUAGAAAGUUUUUUUUUUUAAAGAUAUUGGAAUAUGAUACCAAAGCUAUACACAAGAUGAAUGCAUAUAUUGGACUGUGACAUUGUGAGGUCACCAUAGUCUUGGCUUUAAAUCACAAGAUUUAGAAAACUGUCUCCUGCUUGUGUUAUUGAAGUUUAGCUGAAGUAUAUGUACAAUUUCUGCUGAGAUAGGGUUAAACCCUGUUUGGAAUCUAAAAGAUAUAUUUCAUGAAAGAGAGGGUAAUGAAGUUAGCAUUUUAACUGUUGAUUGUUGCAUUUGUUCAUAUGUUUGCAUGCUAUAGUUAGCAUUUACUGUUGAAUUGAAGAAAUAAUAUAAUCUUCCCACUGAUUUGCUGAUAACCAAUACCUUGGUUACAAACGAAGGAUGUAUGAAGGUACUGUGUGUCCAAAUUGUCCAUUAUGUCUUUCAGAGAUUUCAUGUGUAAUAAAACCUUAUUUGAAUACAUAA